Molecule: messenger RNA, 3111 nt
Organism: Indicator indicator
Lineage: Eukaryota; Metazoa; Chordata; Aves; Piciformes; Indicatoridae
Gene: TRHDE
Product: thyrotropin releasing hormone degrading enzyme
Exons: 19
Coding region: 1-3111 (1036 amino acids)
Biological process (GO): peptide catabolic process; proteolysis
Cellular component (GO): cytoplasm
Molecular function (GO): metalloaminopeptidase activity; zinc ion binding; peptide binding
Source: RefSeq, a predicted model, not a curated record
AUGGCCCUAGAGGAGAAGCGGGAGAGGCGUCCGCCCGUCACCCCCAUGAUGAUCGAGGAGGAGGCCGCCCUGCGGAACGGCAGCCGGGGUCUGACGCCAGGUCCCUGGGCCGAAGCGGCGGGGCCGAGACCCCGCACCACGGAGCGGCACAUCGCCGUGCACAAGCGCCUGGUGCUGGGCUUCGCCGUCUCCAUCCUGGCGCUGCUGGCGGUGACCAUGAUCGCCGUGCUGCUCAGCGUCCGCUUCGAGGAGUGCGGUACCACCGCCGACAGUCCGCCGCGGGCCGGCGGCAACGGAAGCCUCUCGGGGGCCGCCCGACAGCCGCCCGAUGCAGGGCAGCCCCCCGGCCGGCCAGAGGAGGAGGCGCGGGGCGGGGAAGCGACGGCGGCGGCGGCGGAGGUGGAGGAGGAGGAGUGGCAGCGGCGGCGAGAGCUGUCGCCCUGGGCCCGGCCGCGGCUGCCGCGACAUCUGCGGCCGCUGCACUACAACCUGAUGCUGUGCGUCUUCAUGGAGAACUUCACCUUCAGCGGGGAGGUGAACGUGCAGCUGGAGGUGCUCAACGCCAGCCGCUACAUCGUGCUGCACGCCCAUCGCAUGCACAUCGAGGCGGUCCGCGUGGCCGAAGACAAACUGGCCGGCGGCGUGCGGGUGGCCCGCUCCUUCUUCCACCCCCAGACCCAGGUCUUCGUGGUCGUCCUCAACCGCAGCCUGGAGGCGCAGAAAAGUUACAAUCUCAAGAUCAUCUACAACGCCCCUAUCGAGAACGAGCUGCUGGGCUUCUUCCGCAGUUCCUACGUCCUUCACGGCGAGAGAAGGUUCCUUGGUGUCACGCAGUUUUCUCCAACUCAUGCCAGGAAAGCCUUUCCUUGCUUCGAUGAGCCCAUCUACAAGGCCACUUUCAAAAUCAGCAUCAAGCAUCAAGCAACUUACUUAUCUCUGUCCAACAUGCCAGUGGAAACUUCUGUUUUUGAAGAAGAUGGCUGGGUCACAGAUCACUUCUCACAGUCCCCUCUCAUGUCCACCUAUUACCUGGCUUGGGCAGUGUGCAAUUUUACCUACCGGGAAACCGUCACCAGGAGCGGAGUGGUUGUACGGUUAUAUGCCAGACCUGAUGCAAUCCGAAGAGGAUCAGGGGACUAUGCUCUGAAUAUUACAAGGAGACUCAUUGAAUUUUAUGAAGAUUACUUUAAAGUGCCCUAUUCUCUGCCAAAAUUAGAUCUGCUAGCUGUGCCUAAGCAUCCCUAUGCUGCUAUGGAGAACUGGGGGCUGAGUGUUUUUGUGGAGCAAAGGAUACUGCUAGAUCCAAGCAUUUCUUCUAUAUCAUACCUCCUGGAUGUCACCAUGGUCAUUGUCCAUGAGCUGUGUCAUCAGUGGUUUGGUGACCUCGUGACUCCAGUUUGGUGGGAGGAUGUGUGGUUGAAAGAAGGUUUUGCUCACUAUUUUGAGUUUGUUGGGACCGACUACCUCUACCCAGGCUGGAACAUGGAAAAGCAGAGAUUUCUGACUGAUGUCCUGCAUGAAGUGAUGCUGCUGGAUGGCUUGGCCAGCUCACAUCCAGUGUCCCAGGAGGUGCAGCAAGCUACAGACAUCGACAGGGUGUUUGACUGGAUCGCCUACAAGAAGGGUGCAGCUCUCAUUCGAAUGUUGGCUAACUUUAUGGGUCACUCUGUGUUCCAAAUGGGCUUACAAGACUAUUUAACGAUUCACAAGUAUGGCAAUGCAGCCAGAAAUGAUCUUUGGAACACACUGUCAAAGGCUUUAAAAAGGGUUGGAAAAUCUGUAAAUAUUCAAGAAGUAAUGGACCAGUGGACACUGCAGAUGGGUUACCCUGUGAUCACUGUCUUGGGAAAUGAAACUACAGACAAUGUCAUAGUGAUCUCCCAAGAGCGUUUUGUUUAUGACAGUGAUGCUAAGCCCAAGGAUCCUGCUCUUGGAGACAACAGCUACUUGUGGCAGAUUCCAUUAACAAUUGCAGUAGGAAAUACGAGCCACAUCUCAUCAGAGGCAAUUAUAUGGGUGUCUAACAAAUCAGAGCACCACAGGAUUGCUGCUCUGGAAGAGGCAGAUUGGUUGCUGGGGAACAUCAACCAGACUGGCUACUUCAGAGUUAACUACGAUGUCAGGAAUUGGAGGCUGCUAAUUAAUCAGCUAACCAGGAACCACGAGGUUAUCUCAGUCAGUAAUCGAGCAGGCUUGAUCGAUGAUGCGUUCAACCUGGCAAGAGCUGGUUAUUUACCUCAGAAUAUUCCUUUGGAGAUUAUCAGAUACCUUUCCCAGGAGAAGGAUUUUCUACCUUGGCAUGCUGCCAGCAGAGCUCUUUAUCCGCUAGAUAAAUUGCUGGACCGCACAGAGAACUACAACAUCUUCAAUGAGUAUAUUUUAAGACAAGUUGCAUCAAUGUAUCUCAAGCUUGGAUGGCCAACAAAUAACUCCAACAAAUCACUUGUGCAAGCUUCAUACCAACAUGAGGAGCUGCGGCGGGAGGUCAUCAUGCUGGCCUGCAGCUUUGGCAACAAGCACUGUCACCAGCAGGCUGCAACCCUGAUCUCAGACUGGAUUUCCAGCAACAGGAACCGAAUCCCACUCAAUGUGAGAGACAUUGUCUACUGCACGGGGGUUUCACUGAUGGAUGAAGAUGUAUGGGAGUUCAUUUGGAUGAAGUUUCAUUCUACUACAGCUGUGUCUGAGAAGAAAAUAUUAUUAGAAGCCUUAACUUGCAGUGAUGACAGAAACUUGCUCAACAGGCUUCUGAAUUUGUCUCUCAACUCAGAGGUUGUCCUGGAUCAGGAUGCCAUUGAUGUGAUAAUCCAUGUCGCUCGAAAUCCACAUGGGAGGGACCUCGCCUGGAAGUUUUUCAGGGAAAAAUGGAAAAUACUAAAUUCUAGGUAUGGGGAAGCAUUAUUUAUGAAUUCAAAGCUUAUCAGUGGAGUCACAGAAUUCCUCAAUACUGGAGAAGAGCUAAGAGAGCUGAAGAACUUCAUGAAGAGUUACGAAGGGGGAGCUGCUGCCUCUUUCUCUCGUGCUGUGGAGACAGUGGAAGCCAACGUGCGGUGGCAGAGGCUGUAUAAGGAAGAACUCUUCCAGUGGCUAAGAAAAUCCUUGACACAUUAA